AUGGCCGCUUCGUCCCUGUCGAAGGUGCAGAGAUGGCGGAGGCCGGCGGCCGCCGUCGGUUUCUUUAGGAGGGGGUUCCUCCACGAGGGCCCCGACACAGUGGAAGAGCUGCUGGAGAGGCACCUGGUGGGAAAGGAGAAGAAAGCGGACGACGAUGAGGAGGACGAGAUCGCGGCGCGGCGGCGGCUGACCAGCACCAGGAAGGAGGCGCUGGCGCUUUACCGGGACAUCCUCCGAGCGACGCGCUUCUUCCCCUGGCCCGACGCUCGGGGGGUGCCGUGGAGGGAGGUGCUCCGGGAGAACGCCCGCCGGGAGUUCGAGGAGGCUCGAUACGAGCGCGAUCCGGGGAUCAUCACCCGCCUCCUCAUUGGGGGUAGGGACGCCGUUCAAUCCGCUCUCGAUAAGCUCGUUGAGAAGCACCGAAAGAUGGCCGACGAGGGCAAGGACGGGGAGACUUCCCGUCGGUGA
Molecule: messenger RNA, 468 nt
Organism: Spirodela intermedia
Lineage: Eukaryota; Viridiplantae; Streptophyta; Magnoliopsida; Alismatales; Araceae
Source: the annotation of a GenBank genome assembly